This is a messenger RNA of Impatiens glandulifera, 3145 nucleotides long. Its product is annotated as leucine-rich repeat receptor-like serine/threonine-protein kinase BAM3. Gene Ontology annotation, molecular function: protein kinase activity; ATP binding; protein binding. NCBI's taxonomy places the organism in Eukaryota, Viridiplantae, Streptophyta, Magnoliopsida, Ericales, Balsaminaceae. The record is from RefSeq and is a predicted model, not a curated record. Gene Ontology annotation, biological process: protein phosphorylation. Bases 81 to 3017 code for a protein of 978 amino acids. The transcript has a single exon.
CUCUAUAGAAUAAACUGAAUCCUUUUGAUGAACGGCCAUCUCACUUGAAAGUCUUCACCGGAGCUAAUUUUCCGGCAUUAAUGUCUACUUUCUUCAUCAUCUUCAUCUUCAUCCUCAUAUCAUCAUCUUCUUCAAACUCUCAUCAUCUCUCUCUCAAAACCCAAGCUUCAAUCCUACUUUCUCUCAAACAAGAAUUCAAAAUUCCCAAUUCAUCUUUAGAAACCUGGAACAGUUCCAAUUCCAACUCCAUCUGCUCAUCUUGGGUCGGCGUUAAAUGCAAUCCCAACAACAAUUCAAUCAUCUCCAUCGACAUCUCCAAUCAAAAUAUCUCAGGCACUCUCUCUCCUAUCAUCACCUCUUUAACAUCUCUCAUUAAUCUCUCUGUUUCUGGAAAUACCCUCUCCGGCGAAAUCCCUUUCGGUAUUCAUAACCUAUCAUCUCUCAGAUUCCUCAACAUAUCUAAUAACAAUUUCUCUGGAAGUUUGAAUUGGGAUUUCUCUCAAUUGCCGGAGCUUGAAGUUCUUGAUGCCUAUAACAAUGGGUUCACCGGCAUGCUGCCGGUGAACGUCACCCAUCUUAAGAAUCUCAAGCAUCUGGAUUUUGGUGGGAAUUAUUUGUCGGGUUUUAUACCUCCGAGUUAUGGAUGCUUGGCGCCGGGUUUGAAUUUUUUGUCUUUAACCGGAAACGAUCUUGAAGGAUUCAUACCUGGCGAGCUUGGGAAUCUUACUAACUUGGAGAAGCUUUUUCUGGGUUAUUAUAAUAAGUUCUCCGGUGGGAUUCCGACGGAAUUGGGAAAUCUAACAAAUUUGAUUCACUUAGACCUCUCUAGCUGUGAACUCAGUGGUUCAGUUCCGGCUGAAUUAGGUAAUCUGAAGAAGAUGGAUACUCUGUUUCUACAAAUGAAUCAGCUCAGUGGGUUUAUUCCUCCUCAGUUGGGGAAUCUAACAAGCUUGAAAUAUCUCGACCUUUCAAAAAACGUAUUGACAGGGGAAAUCCCACCUGAGUUUUCAGGUCUGGAGAAACUCACCUUAUUGAACCUGUUCAUCAACCAGCUUCACGGCGAGAUUCCGGCGGCCAUUGCUGAACUUCCAAGGUUAGAAGUGGUUAAUAUAUGGCAGACCAAUAUAACUGGAUCCAUCCCUUCAAAUCUGGGACACAGUGGUAAUCUUAGAGAACUCGACCUUUCUAAAAAUAGACUCACCGGAGUAGUGCCGGAAUCUCUCUGUUCCGGCAAGAGGUUGAGAAUCUUGAUCCUGUUUAACAAUUUCCUCUUUGGACCUCUGCCGGACGAUUUGGGGAAUUGCAGAAGUCUUGAAAGAGUUAGGCUGGGGCAGAAUUAUCUAAGUGGGUCGAUACCAAAAGGGUUUCUUUACUUGCCCGAGCUCUCUCUAAUGGAGUUGCAAGACAAUUACAUAACGGGAGGUUUCAACAAAGAAGAAGAUCAAAUCCCGCCGUCAAAGCUUGGUCUUCUCAAUCUUUCGAAUAACCGUUUGUCGGGUUCUCUUCCAACUUCAAUUGGAAACUUCUCAAGCUUGAAAAAUCUUCUUUUGAGUGAAAACCGGUUAUCUGGAAUCCUUCCAUCUGAAAUAGGAAGGCUAACGAACAUCUUGAAGAUAGAUAUAAGCCGGAAUAAUUUAUCCGGCGGAAUCCCACCGGAGAUCGGCAACUGCGUCUGUCUAACAUAUCUAGAUUUGAGUCAAAAUCAUCUUUCUGGUCCGAUUCCAUCUCAAAUAGAGAAAAUUCGAAUACUGAAUUAUUUAAACAUCUCGUGGAAUAAUUUGAACCAGAGCCUUCCAAAGGAAAUCGGGACGAUGAAGAGCUUGGCCUCUGCAGAUUUCUCUCAUAACAACUUCUCUGGAGAAAUACCACAAACAGGGCAAUUUUAUCUCUUCAAUUCCACUUCAUAUUUAGGCAACCCUUUUCUAUGUGGAUCAUCAUCAUCAUCGUGCAACUUUGAUCUGAACGAUCACAAUUCCAAUCCCAAUCAGAAACCCAGAAUCCUUGCAAAAUACAAAUUAUUAUUUGUACUUGGACUCGUACUCUCUUCAUUGAUCUUCUCCUUCCUGGCAAUCUUCAAAGUACAACAAGUAAGGAAGAAGCCAAAUCCAUGGAAGUUAACCGCUUUUCAAAAACUAUCUUUCCGAACAGAUGACAUCCUCGAAUGUCUAAAAGAAGAAAACAUAGUUGGAAGAGGAGGAGCAGGAGUUGUUUACCGAGGAACAAUGCCAAAUGGUGAACAAGUAGCGGUUAAAAAGUUGUUAGGAAUCAACAACGACAAUGGUUUCUCUGCCGAAAUACAAACUCUCGGGAAAAUCCGACAUAGGAACAUUGUACGUUUGCUCGCGUAUUGUUCUAACAAUGAAACGAAUCUACUCGUUUACGAGUACAUGGUAAACGGUAGUCUUGGGGAAGCCCUUCACGGGAAAGGCCAAGGAGAGUAUUUGAGUUGGGAUCUUCGGUUGAAGAUAGCAAUUGAAUCUUCAAAAGGGUUGUGUUAUCUCCACGACUAUUGCUCGCCAAUGAUAGUUCAUCGAGAUGUUAAGUCGAACAACAUAUUGUUGAACUCUGAUUACGAGGCUCAUAUUGCUGACUUCGGAUUGGCCAGGUAUCUUCGAGAGGGCGGGAGUGGGACUCACACUUCCGAGUGCAUGAGCGCGAUCGCGGGCUCAUAUGGUUACAUAGCUCCGGAGUAUGCCUACACUUUGAAAGUUGAUGAGAAGAGCGAUGUUUAUAGUUUUGGAGUUGUUCUGUUAGAACUGCUAACGGGGCGAAAGCCGGUUGGGGAGUUUGGAGAAGGGUGGGAUAUCGUGCAAUGGGCGAAGAGGAAUAAGGAGGAGGUUGAGAAGGUAUUGGAUGAGAAGAUGGUGAAAAAGAAGGAGGUGGUUGAGGAAGCUAAGCAAGUGUUCUUUGUAGGGUUGUUAUGUGUGCAAGAAGAGAGUGUGGAGAGACCAAACAUGAGAGAAGUGGUUCAAAUGUUGGCACAAGCUAAACAAUCCAGUUCAUUUCAACUUCAAUGAUAAUAUGGAUUGAUGAUAAUAGUAACAAUUGUGUAGUGUGGGUGAGUUUGGUUAUUUGUUUGUUUGAUCUCUAUUUUUUGUGAAGACAACUAUUGUAUUGAUAUGUACUUAAUGGGUUUAGGGUUUUU